AUGGGAAACGCCAUCCCCGACUCGGCGAAGUCCGGCGACCCGAGCGCCCGGCUGGUGCUGCACGGCUCGCCGCCCAACGGCGACACCGCCAGCUCCGGCUCGCCCUUCGUGGCCAAGGUGGAGCUAUUCCUGCGCAUCAACGGCCUGGACUACGAUGCGGACGUCGACUGGAGGGGGCCAAAGGGCAAGAUUCCUUGGAUCACGCACGGCAACGUGGUCCUUGGGGACUCCACCUUCAUCAUCGAUUACCUGAAGAACACCUACAGGUCGACCACCAAGAUCAAGGAGCCCGAGACGCCGAUGCAGAAAGCCAUAAACACAGCCUGCCUCCACAUGUGCGAGGACAACCUCAUGUAUGGCAUCAUAUACUAUCAAUUCGCGCAUCCGGAGGGCUUUCUCGUCACAAAGCAGCGCCUGGAGGCCAGGACGCCGGUUCCUUUCCGCUGGAUCCUCCCUGCCUUAGCCCAGCUUCAAGGGCAGAGCAUUCUCCACAAGCAGGGCCUAGGUCGCCACUCCGAUAAGGACGUGUCCUUCAUCCUGUCUUCGAGCCUGUCCGCGCUGUCCACCUACCUGGGCAACGGCAAGUACUUCUUCGGGGACGCCCCCUGCGAGACGGACUGCAUCGCCUUCGCCUUCCUCGAUCAGUACCUGCACGACGAGGCGUGCGCCGCAGGGGGCACCCUGGUGAAGCAGUUCCCCAACCUGAAGGAUUUCGUGGAUCGCCUGCGGGCCCGAUAUUUCCCUGAGGCAAGGCCCAGCAAGUUGAAGACUGCUGGGGCCCGCAAGGCGCGUGGAGGCUGGACGGUGCUGCUGCUCGUCGGGUCGGGGGUGUCCUGCCUGGCGGCGGCUGCGAUUGUGUGCAGCAGGCGGUAG
Messenger RNA from Ostreobium quekettii, 873 nucleotides. The record is from the annotation of a GenBank genome assembly. NCBI's taxonomy places the organism in Eukaryota, Viridiplantae, Chlorophyta, Ulvophyceae, Bryopsidales, Ostreobiaceae.